Ceratitis capitata (Mediterranean fruit fly) is the source of this 1263-nucleotide messenger RNA. RefSeq names its product putative gustatory receptor 59f (gene Gr59f). The record is from RefSeq and is a predicted model, not a curated record. Gene Ontology annotation, biological process: sensory perception of taste. Gene Ontology annotation, cellular component: neuronal cell body; axon; membrane. The coding region runs from base 1 to 1263 and encodes 420 amino acids. Lineage: Eukaryota; Metazoa; Arthropoda; Insecta; Diptera; Tephritidae. The transcript is spliced from 4 exons.
AUGUUACCGUCAAUAGUGCGCGGAAGUCGUAUUAAACGGAAAUCGCAGAAAAUACGACCUUUCUUCUUCGGUCCAGUCGGUCAGCAUAUAACGGUCGAUGUGCUAGAGACGGACUUGUAUCGCGUAGUUCAGCAUUUUUUGUUACUUUCAGUGUUUUUCGUCGCACUGCCUUAUGGCGCCCAUCAAUAUAUGCCGACCAACAGAAGCAGCGAUCACUUCUUACUCUUCCUGCACAUCGUUUGGUGUAUUUGUAUUUACAUCUGCCUUGUUUUCGCCGUGUAUGGCGAAUAUACGCAAACCCUUAUGAGCUUGCCAACAAUUCAAAAACCGCUUUAUUUUGCCGAAUAUCUAAUCUACUUAAUCCAUAUAUUCCACAUUGCUUUUAUGGGUUAUUUGGCACGUGACAAGUGUCGCCGCUUUUUGCGCACCAUCGCUGAGUUCGAUCUGGCGCUAAUGAGUUUCGGUAAAAAACCGAAAUACCAACGAUUGAAAAGUUUUAUCGGAGCUCAUUUGUUUUUGAUAUUUAUAUUCUUGAUAACCACCGCCGUUGUUGACUAUUUCUACAGAGAUUGUGUUGUGGCGUCCUCUAUUCGCAGUCUCACCGUUUAUCUCCUGCCAAAUUUAAUAUUAUGCGUUUCGCUAGUGCAAUACUAUACACUUUUAUAUGCUAUCGCCCAGCGUUCGAUUCGUCUGAAUGAAAUCCUCCAUGAGGAGAUAUCGCGCCAGAAGUGCUCAAGAACGCUGCAACGCAUUCGUCUGCUCUACUCGGCGCUGCAAGUCUUCACAAAGGAUGUGAACAGUGCUUUUGCGCCCUCUAUGGUGUUGGUAUAUGUUGGCUCUUUUUCGAAUGCGUCGGUGAAUCUUUUUUUGAUUUACAAAUAUGUAGACGACAUACAAGGGGUGGCCGUUUGGUGGAUUUUAUAUUCGGUUAUUUGGACAAUCCUGCAUAUAACGAAAAUGUUUCUAAUACUUUUCUACAAUUACGAUGUCCAGAGGCAGAAAAAUAGUACAAUACUGAUCAUAAAUGAGAUUGGAAGAACACAGAACAAAGAAGUGGAAGAAACGGUCACACAUUUUGUGUUGCAAUUAACAAUAAACACUAGAACUAAUGUUGUUUGCGGUGUAGCAGAAUUGAAUCUCAGCUUUAUCACAACACUACUCAUGGCCAUGUCAACUGUUUUCAUAUUUCUAUUACAAUAUGACAUCACAUAUGAGGCGCUUACGUUAACCCACAGCACAGGCGGUCCUAUUCGAAACAAUUGA